AUGGCCCGUUUCAGUCUCUCAUUUAUCUCCAUUUUCCUCGUCCUCGUGGUUCUCACUCUCUCCAUGCCCACCAAGCGUGAUGGGCAAGCCCCCAGCAAACCGCUUAGCCUCGAUGGCACUGUUAAAGAAUUGAUGCAUGCAUCUAAGUUGAUGGAUGGUCUUGACAAGAAGGAUAAAAAUGACAAGGAGAACCACAAGGAGCAUGCCCCCGCGAUGUCCAACGCGGAGAAGCAGGAGGCAAACAAGAAGGAGGCCAAAAAGCAGGAGGACCAGGUUUAUGCGAAGCUAGCUGAUAAGGCCGAGGCUUCUGGCAAGCCUACUCCUACUGCCACCUCUACCAAGAAGCUUUCCUCCGGCAAUUUUGUGACCCCAACUGCUACCCCUACCCACAAGCCCACAUCUCAGCCUAACGCCUUGGGCAAAAUUCCCAUCGUCGGUGGUCUUCUUGGUGGUGCCGGAGGCGGUCUCUAA
Penicillium samsonianum is the source of this 471-nucleotide messenger RNA. RefSeq lists its product as uncharacterized. Lineage: Eukaryota; Fungi; Ascomycota; Eurotiomycetes; Eurotiales; Aspergillaceae. Bases 1 to 471 code for a protein of 156 amino acids. The transcript has 2 exons. The record is from RefSeq and is a predicted model, not a curated record.